Melospiza georgiana is the source of this 1892-nucleotide messenger RNA. RefSeq names its product guanine nucleotide-binding protein G(q) subunit alpha-like. The record is from RefSeq and is a predicted model, not a curated record. Gene Ontology annotation, molecular function: G-protein beta/gamma-subunit complex binding; G protein-coupled receptor binding; GTPase activity. Lineage: Eukaryota; Metazoa; Chordata; Aves; Passeriformes; Passerellidae. Gene Ontology annotation, biological process: adenylate cyclase-modulating G protein-coupled receptor signaling pathway; action potential; phospholipase C-activating dopamine receptor signaling pathway. Bases 389 to 1468 code for a protein of 359 amino acids. Gene Ontology annotation, cellular component: heterotrimeric G-protein complex. The transcript has 7 exons.
GGCCGCCAGGGACACUCGGGGACCGCGUAGGCUGCGGGCGGCGGCGAGGGAAGGGAAGCAGCGGGACGAGGGGCGGCUCGGCUGGGUAGCGCUGCUGCUGCUGCCGCGGUGGAUGUUUCCAUGUUGUUCGGUGCAUGAUUUAGAGGAGAGGAGGAGUUGGCAGCGGCGGGUGUCAGCGGCAGGGAGCGGGGAUCCGCGCCGCCAGCGGCCCUGCCUUUCUUCUUGCCCCUCUGUGAUAUCGAGGCUGCUCUGCCUGCGUGCUUGCCCUGCGGCGGCCCCCGGGCCCUCGGAGAGCGCCUGUGCCCCCCGGGGCCGGAGCGGCGGCGGGGUGCGUGUGUGCGUGCGGGUUUAGGGGGGGUGGGGGCUGUGUCUGAACCAGUUAGGAAGAAUGACUCUGGAGUCCAUCAUGGCGUGCUGCCUGAGCGAGGAAGCCAAGGAAGCCCGGCGGAUCAACGACGAGAUCGAGCGGCAGCUGCGUCGGGACAAGCGGGACGCCCGCCGCGAGCUGAAGCUGCUGCUGCUGGGCACAGGAGAGAGUGGCAAAAGCACAUUUAUCAAGCAGAUGAGAAUCAUUCAUGGAUCAGGUUACUCUGAUGAAGACAAAAGGGGCUUUACAAAACUGGUGUACCAGAAUAUAUUUACAGCAAUGCAGGCCAUGAUCAAGGCCAUGGAUACCCUCAAAAUCCCAUACAAGUGUGAAAAUAACAAGGUUCAUGCACUAUUAGUUCGAGAAGUUGAUGUAGAGAAGGUGUCAAGUUUUGAGAACCCAUAUGUAGAUGCAAUAAGAAGCUUAUGGAAUGACCCUGGAAUUCAGGAGUGUUACGAUAGACGACGGGAAUAUCAAUUAUCAGAUUCAACUAAAUACUAUCUUAAUGACUUGGACCGCAUAGCAGAUUCCACCUAUCUGCCAACCCAGCAGGAUGUGCUCAGAGUUCGAGUCCCAACAACAGGGAUCAUUGAAUAUCCAUUCGACUUACAAAGCGUCAUUUUCAGAAUGGUGGAUGUAGGAGGCCAACGAUCAGAAAGAAGAAAAUGGAUACAUUGCUUUGAAAAUGUCACAUCUAUCAUGUUCCUAGUAGCUCUUAGUGAAUAUGAUCAAGUGCUUGUCGAGUCAGAUAAUGAGAAUCGAAUGGAAGAAAGCAAAGCACUCUUUAGGACAAUUAUCACAUAUCCAUGGUUCCAGAACUCUUCAGUUAUUCUGUUCUUAAAUAAAAAAGAUCUACUAGAGGAGAAAAUUAUGUACUCCCAUCUAGUUGAUUAUUUUCCAGAGUAUGACGGACCACAGCGGGAUGCACAGGCAGCACGAGAGUUCAUCCUGAAGAUGUUCGUAGACCUGAAUCCAGACAGUGACAAAAUUAUCUACUCUCACUUCACAUGUGCUACAGACACAGAGAACAUCCGCUUCGUCUUUGCUGCUGUCAAGGACACAAUCCUACAGUUAAACCUGAAGGAGUACAACCUGGUCUAACUGUACCUGGGGCAUCCUCCAAAACCAACUUUCCGUGAUUGAAGAUAUACAAGAGGGACUGUAUUAUAAUCUGUGAAAACAAUUUGCAUAAUACUAAUUUAUUGCCGGCCUGGACUCUGUGAAUAUCCACAGAGUUUGUAGUUAAUAUUAUGAUUUUAUUUAAAGUAUAUGGAGGAAAAACAAAAGAUGCUGAAGUACAUUCACAGCACAUUUCCUCAUUUUUUAGGUAAAACCAUGUGACUCAAUGUGUUUCAAAUUCUCAGUCGUACAUUUACAAAGGAUAGCAGUUUUUUGCUAUUGAAGCAAAAUCAAGCUGAUUUCCUCUUUGCCUAACCCUUUCUCUUCCCCUUCUUUCCUACUCCACUUAUCUUUUAAAAGGUACAAUGGCCUUUUUUUUCCCCCCGUUGCAUUCCUGGGGAAAUGU